AUGGCCAUUCGGAACAUGAAGUUCACUCCCGAGGUCCUGCUCGGAGCACCCAGACGGUCCUCAGCCAUCCCCAAUGCGGCCGGCACCCUAGCAGUCUAUACGCAGACAUCCUACUCCUUCGAGUCUCAUUCCAAGACCAAUGAAAUCCGCGUUAUCGAUAUCAGCUCCGGCCGCUCUGCCCUUAUCACCAACGACCCCGGCGUCAGUAACCCACAGUGGGUGGACGACAGCGACAAACUUGUCUGGCUAAAGACCAAGGGCAAUGGCAAUACAAGCUUCGUCGUCGGCGAUGCCCGCCAGGCCGAUGAAACAUACACCGCAGGGACUGUCCCAGGCCCCGUAUCGGACCUGAAGGUGGUCCUUCUGGAGCCAGGAAAGGUAGGCUUCGCCGUGACAGGCAAGGCCAACACAGACGGAUCGCUGUACAAUCCCCAUGAUGCGAAGAAGCCCCAUACAACCGGUAAACUUUACACAUCUCUCUUUGUUAGACACUGGGACUCGUAUGUCGAGCCCCAGAAGAACACUAUCUUCUAUGGCUUGUUGGAACAGGCUCCUCUGUCACCGGCCCGUCGACGGGCUGGGAAGUACUCGAUCUCGGGCCUCACGAACUUGAUCGCGGUCUCGGGACUGGUGGGCGUUGAGUCGCCGAUUCCGCCUUUCGGUGGUACUGGGGACUUUGAUAUUAGUCCGUCGGCUAUUGUCUUUAUAUCGAAAGAUCCUAACUUGAACCCCGCGACUCAUACCUCCUGCUCGUGCUACUACGCUCCCAUGUUCUCGUGGACUAGCAUGAGUGAGCCCGAACCGAAGAUUUGCAAGGUUACCGGUCUUCAGGGAGCGAUGUCGUCUCCUGUCCUUAGCUCAGACGGUAGCUCUCUUGCCGUUCUGGCGAUGCGCGAGGAUGGGUAUGAGUCUGAUAAGAACCGUAUCCUGUACGUUCCCAACCCGUGGAAUGGAGAUAUGAUCGAAAUUUUCCAGUCGGACGAUGGCGAAGGACUCUGGGAUCUCAGUCCCUCGGCCGUGUCGUUUGCUCAUGAUGACAAGUCGCUGUUCCUUCACGUCGAGGAGGUUGGCCGCGGAGUUCUUUACCAGCUGCCGUUAGAAAAUGUGCACACAAUCAAGCCCGACUCUCUAAAGAGACUGACCAGGUCGGGAUACGUGAACGAUGCUGUUCCCGCAGCUGCCAAAUCCCCCAAGCUGUUCGUGUCUAGCAGCAGCCUGGUCGAUAACAGCCUGUGGACCAUCAUCGACCCGGCUCACCCAGAUGAUGUCCAAAUGGUAUCCUCAAACGGACGGGGCGGCAGUGCAUUCGGCUUGUCCUCGUCCCAGGUCGAUGAGAUCUGGUUCAAGGGAGCCGAAGACCACCCUGUCCACGCGUGGGUCGUGAAGCCGUCCGACUUUAAACCCGGGAGCAAAUACCCGCUUGCGUAUUUGAUCCACGGUGGACCGCAGGGCGCAUGGAAUGAUCAGUGGAGCACGCGCUGGAACCCCGCUGUUUUCGCCGAACAGGGUUACGUCGUGAUCACCCCCAACCCAACAGGCAGUACUGGCUACGGGCAGCCCUUCACCGACGGAAUUCAGGGACAAUGGGGCGGUCGGCCCUACGAGGACCUGGUCAGGGGAUUCGACUAUAUCGAGCAUCACCUAAAUUACGUCGACAUUACGCGCGCGGUUGCACUGGGCGCCUCGUACGGCGGCUACAUGAUGAACUGGAUGCAAGGCAAUCUGCUCGGGCGCAAGUUCAAGGCGUUAGUCACCCACGACGGAGUGUUUAGUAUGACCUCCCAGAUGGCUAGUGAAGAGCAAUACUUCCCUCUGCACGACCUGAAAGGGCCGAUCUGGAAGGUGCCCGAGAACUGGGCGAAGUGGGAUCCGUCGCGGUUCACGGAACACUGGCAAACGCCUCAUCUGAUUAUUCACAACGAGCUGGAUUACCGUCUGACCAUCGCAGAGGGUCUGGCUGCGUUUAAUGUGCUCCAGAUGCGUGGCAUCGAUAGUGCGUUCCUGACAUUCCCUGACGAGAAUCAUUGGGUUCUGAACCCCGAAAACUCGCUCAUGUGGCACCGGACCGUUUUGAACUGGAUUAACAAGUACGUGGGCCUCCCGGCUGUGUCAGAGGAACCCGAUCUGUCACGCGGAGUGGGCAGUCUGUCGCUGUGA
Messenger RNA from Penicillium samsonianum, 2157 nucleotides. RefSeq names its product oligopeptidase family protein. Gene Ontology annotation, biological process: proteolysis. Gene Ontology annotation, molecular function: serine-type endopeptidase activity. NCBI's taxonomy places the organism in Eukaryota, Fungi, Ascomycota, Eurotiomycetes, Eurotiales, Aspergillaceae. Bases 1 to 2157 code for a protein of 718 amino acids. The record is from RefSeq and is a predicted model, not a curated record. The transcript has 2 exons.